This is a messenger RNA of Linum trigynum, 921 nucleotides long. NCBI's taxonomy places the organism in Eukaryota, Viridiplantae, Streptophyta, Magnoliopsida, Malpighiales, Linaceae. The record is from the annotation of a GenBank genome assembly.
AUGGAUACGAGGAAGAGAAGGCCUGACGGGGCAGCUAACAGCUUCAAUGGCGGAUUCAAGAAAUCUAGACAAGAAACAGACUCGUUAUCAACUGGUGUAGGAAGCAAAUCGAAGCCAUGCACCAAGUUUUUCAGCACUGCUGGCUGUCCGUUCGGCGAGGGUUGCCACUUCCUGCACUAUGUACCUGGUGGGUACAAUGCAGUGUCCCAACUCAUGAACAAGUCAUCCAGCACACCCAUGCCAAAGAACAACAUGCCUCCGCCUCAACCAGGCUCCAACGGCUCUAAUAAUGCACACUCAGUAAAAAACCGCUUGUGCAACAAAUACAACACCGCUGAAGGAUGCAAGUAUGGUGACAAGUGCCAUUUUGCACAUGGUGAGUGGGAGCUCGGGAGGCCAGUUGCUCCAUCUCUUGACGAUCAUCACCAUCGUAUGCUGGGCCCACCUCCUCCAGGUCCCCGCAUGAUGAACCGGAUGGAGCCGCCUCCACCCGGCCCUCUAGUCGGCUUUGGCGAUACUGCUACCGCAAAGAUCAGCGUUGAUGCGUCCCUGGCAGGGGCCAUCAUUGGAAAAGGCGGUGUGAACUCGAAGCAGAUAUGCAGGCAGACAGGGGCCAAGCUAUCGAUCAGGGAGCAUGAGACGGAUGCUAAUCUAAGGAACAUCGAGUUGGAGGGUACGUUUGACCAGAUUGGUCAAGCUAGUGCCAUGGUCAAAGAGCUAAUCGCAAAUAUAGGUCCAGCUGGUGGCCACGGCCAUGGCAAGCCGUCGUCGGGUGGAUUCUCGGGGGAGAAGCAUCAUCCUGGAAGCAACUACAAGACGAAGAUAUGCGACAAUUUCAACAAAGGUGCUUGUAGCUUCGGUCAGAGGUGUCAUUUUGCUCAUGGAGCUGCUGAACUGCGCAAGUCAGGGGUAUUAUGUUAG